This is a messenger RNA of Hemiscyllium ocellatum (epaulette shark), 5812 nucleotides long. RefSeq names its product RP2 activator of ARL3 GTPase (gene rp2). Gene Ontology annotation, molecular function: GTPase activator activity. Gene Ontology annotation, biological process: post-Golgi vesicle-mediated transport. The transcript has 5 exons. The record is from RefSeq and is a predicted model, not a curated record. The coding region runs from base 78 to 1148 and encodes 356 amino acids. Gene Ontology annotation, cellular component: cilium; periciliary membrane compartment. NCBI's taxonomy places the organism in Eukaryota, Metazoa, Chordata, Chondrichthyes, Orectolobiformes, Hemiscylliidae.
GUCGGCAGGGAGCAGGGGAAGCGGUUGUCAGGGGUCUUGACCGAGGGGGACAGGGAGUGGUAACGGUAGAGGGUAAGAUGGGCUGCCUGUUCUCCCGGAAAUCUAAGGAGAAAAACCGAGAGAAGAAAAAGAAAAAGGAGAAGGUGCCCGAUGCCGAGGAGGAGCCUAAGCAAUACAGCUGGGACCAGCGGGAGAAGAUUGAUGUUAAAGACUAUAUGCUGGUUCAGGUAAAGGAUCAGACAGUGGGGCGAUUGCCUGGUAAAGUUGCCGGUGAGCAAUUUGUCAUCCAAGAAUGUGAAAAUUGCAACAUUUACAUUUUUGACCACUCUGCUACCAUCACUAUUGAUGACUGCACCAACUGCAGGAUAUUUCUGGGACCCAUCAAGGGCAGUGUCUUUUUCCGUAACUGUACAGACUGCAAAUGUGUUGUUGCUUGUCAGCAAUUCCGCACUCGUGAUUGCAAAAAAAUGGACAUCUUCCUAUGUUGUGCCACACAACCUAUCAUCGAAUCAUCCACGGGCAUGAAGUUUGGUUGUUUCCAAUAUUACUAUCCCGAGUUGGGCUACCAGUUCAAAGAUGCAGGUUUGAGUAUCUUCAACAAUAACUGGAGCAACGUCCAUGACUUUACCCCUGUUGCAGAUGAGAACAACUGGACCUUGUUGCCUGAAGAUGCGAUACCCCAGGAUUUUGUUCCUCUUCCUGAUUUGGAAGAGUUCAAAUCAGUUCGUAUCUCCACAGAGUUGAACAGGAGUAUUGUUCCAGUCACACGGGGCCACAGGCAGAAGAACAGCGAAGAAUUGUGCUUGGUUGUGUUUUUUGCUGGAGUUUACACAACAGCCAAUGCCAGGAAGUUAAUUGACGAGAUGGCUGCAAAGGAUUUUGCUCUUGUUCAAACAAAAGAAAUUUCAAUGCGGCCAGAUGAUGCCAACAGAGUAUUUAAGGAGAAAGCAGCAGAUUUUAUUCCACUACUUCAGCAAGGCCCUGUUGUUGCAUUGGAAUUUAAUGGUGAUGGUGCAGUGGAAGCAUGUCAGAAUAUAGUCAGUACUGUGUUCAGUGCAUCUCAGGUCUUUGUUUCUGAAAGCAAGUCUUCAGCAUCUCAAGAUGUGGACAAUUUCUAUAACUAUGCCGAUAUGCAGAUGGGAAUGUGAAAAUGAACUAUGGCAAUAUGUGAAUAUCUGAUCUACCUAUGGUUGUUUCCAACUGAGUAGACAUUUUGAGAUUGGACGACUGGAAACUGGCAGUAUUGUGAAGCAUGAUUGGUUCUAGUUAAGGUUUAACAUCCUGAAUAUAACAUUGUUCCAAAUGUCUUUGAAAUAAUGCUAGUCAAAUACUUAACCAAAGCAUUUUCAGCAGUUUUGUACAACUUUUUUUUUGAUCUGUUCAAUGAAAAUUUUAAAAAUCAAAGAAUCCUUUAAAAUGAAGCAACGGGUUUCUGGAGUACUUUUUAUUUGAUGUAAUCAUAGAUUUAUUAUCUCACAGAAUUGGCCAAUUGUUGGUUUAAUGAUCCUGAUCUUCAUACCUCUGCCUAUAACCUCUUGAUUUCUUUUUUUCCUUUCAUCUGGCUCCUUCCAUGCAACUAAAAUUUGAAUUUCAUUUCUUACUCAAAUGCCAGUUAAAGGAGUGUUAAGUCAAGUUAGUCUCCCUCUUAUAGAUCACUGCAGUUUUAGCAACAACUUCCAUUUAUCUAGGAUUUUAAAAUAAAUGAAAACACCAAUCAAUGUGUUUUCCCUUAGGCUAUGUAGAAAGUCAUUUUGAGUCUGAAAGGAGUGCUCAGGCCAGGUGACCAAACAUUUAAAAAAAAUUGAAAACCUAACGCACCUUGAAAUGACCCAAUCAUUGGGAAACUAACUAACAUUGCUAGCAGAACCAAUUUAGCAUAUUCGGAAUUUGGGAAAUUGAUAUUCUUAAAACUAAAAUUCCCCAAUUUCCAACAAAGUGUACUCCAUGUGAACUUGGCUACCAAAGCAGGUUUAUUUUGAACAUGUUUUCAUCUUUUACCAGGUUGUUAAUAUUUGUGGUACUAUCACUUUGAGACCUACUUAACAACAGAUUUUUUUAUUACAGUCUACAGUUAUAAUGGAUUAAAAACCAAUUAGAUGUUUUAUACACUUGAUGUAAAUCUUUUAACAGUGUGUCAGAUUUUAAUUUCUUUUUAAUGCCAUGUUGCUUAGGAAAACUUAGGAAAAGCUUAUGCCCGAAAUGUCCAAUUUCCUGUUCCUCGGAUGCUGCCUGACCUGCGCUUUUCCAGCAACACAUUUUCAGCUAGUUAAUGUGAAAACAACCAUUACAAUUUACAUGAGAUCUAUCUGCAUGUAACAGGCUCUUUGAUUUGCAUACUUGACCAUGGGUUUAUAAAUAUGAAGGGAUUUGAAGGAUCUGGGGAUGGAGUGAGGUAAGCUUGAGGUAGAAAAUCAGCUAGAAUCAUUUGGAUUUCAGAACAGGCUUGGAAAGCCGAAUGACUGACUGACUAACUACUUCUGUUUCUUGUGAUAUCAUGAUUUAAAUAUUUUUAUGAUUAAUGAUGGGUUCUGCACUUUCUCACUGCUGGAACCUUCUAAAGGAUUUACAUGUAUAUUGAAUUGUUUUUCAAAGUUUGAGAGAAGAUUUGUAGCUCGGGUGCUCGUUGUUGUGGUUCUGUUCGCCAGCUUGGCAAACAGAACCACAACAAGAAUUGUUUUUAGUAAACCUUUCAAAAUGUUUAUUAUCAGUAAAUGCUCAUAUGUUAGUGUGAAAUUCUGAAAUAUAGUUUUAAGAACUGAUUCAAGGAAUGAGGUUACAAAAGAAAUGAUUACAGCAUAACUGAACAAAAUUGUACAUAUUAACCAGGUUUGGAUCUCAUCUUAAAAAGAGAGCAGGAUUGUUUGAGGGCUUGACAAACCCAUUGUUAUUGUUACUUUGAUGCUUCCCUUGUAGCUAGGAACUAGGUGUAUGACAGGUUUCUCCCUUGUUUUAUUAAACUGAUUUGUCCUUGUUGGUCAUACUGAUAAUGCAAUUGAAAUUGACCAUUUUUGGUCUCAAACCAGGGUAACUGCUGGAAACAAUAUAUUGACACCAACGUUUUGAGUUACAUUGAUAUGUCAAUGCAGUGGCUAAAAUAAUCCCCCACACACUUUUGUGUGUUGGCAUUCUUUAAAUAAUGUAGAAUCCUGAAUGUGGUUACAGCACAAAAAACGAACCGUCAGUCCAUGUCUGAGCUGUGCUUUUCUGCAAGUACAGCUCACUUCAUAUGACUCUCUGGCCUUUUUUUUUAAAAAUGUAGUCCUGUAAAUGUUUUUCUUCUUUUGAAUAAUUAUCUGUUCCUCUUUGGAGGGCACAGUUGAAUAUGCCUAAACCACAGUCUCAGGAAGUGCAUUCCAGAUCCGAACACUUGAUUUCAUUUUUUUUUAGUCAUUUGUGGGAUGUGGGUAUUGCUUUCUGGACAGCAUUUAUUGCCCAUCUUUUGAGCCCUUGAGAAGGUGGUAGUAGGGUGCUUUCUUGAGCUGCUGCAAUCCAUCUGCUGUAGGCAGACCCAUAAUGUCCUCAGAGGGAAUUUUAGGAUUUUGAUAGUGCCAGUGAAGGCAUAGCAACAUAUUUCCAACUCAGAAUGGUAAGUGGCUUGAUGGGGAACAUGCAAGUGGUGGUGUUCCCAUGUAUUUGUUGCCCUUGAGCUUCUGUAUGGGAGUGGUCAUGCAUUUGGAAGGUGAAAUGUAGGUUUUGAAAAUAAUUCAUUUCUGCAAUUCAUUGUUUUUGACAGUCACCAUAGUGUUUUCUGGUUCUCAAUCCUAUUACUGAUGAGAACAAUUUCUCUGUCCAAAUCCCCAAUGAUGUUAAACACUCUUAAUUUUAUCAUCUCCAAGGAGAACAGUUGCAACUUCUCCAGUCUAUCUACUUAAUUGCAUUUCCUCAUCCCUGGGGCAAACCUUGUGAAAUUUCUCUGCUGCUCCCACUCCUCCAUCUAAUUUGAUCGUCGAGAUCUUUAAUCCCUUUUUGUGUUCAUUUCAGAGGCUCCUGAACCAUACCUGUUUUUUGUCUCAAUUGAUACCGUUUUGGAUUUGUUUCCUGUGAAUCAUAAAGCAACCAGUGAAAACUGAAAACGUAAUCAAUGGAGAACUUAGUUUUGUCCAUGAAUAAUAAAUGAUUGCAGAGAAAUUGGUACAUCAGGCCUAUGCCAGUAACUUUAACCUUGUCUUCCUUGCUCCAUACGUUGUUUCUUUCUUUAAGCUAUUUUAAACAAAAACAGCACAUCCACAAUUGAGGCAUGCUAACCACCCUGAUCUUAUACAGUUGUGUUUCAUUCUGUCCUUAUUAUCACAUAAUACAUUGGCAGCAGUCUCUUUUACCCCCACAUGACUCUUCAAAAUGUUAAAGAACAAUCUGUAUUGGGUCUUCCUUUGGUCUUCUGUGCUCCAUUAGAACAACAAACUGCCAUGCUGAUGUUUUCUAGGCAAAUACCUUUUAGCAUUUUGGAGUUUAGGAUAAUGCAACAAGACCAAGAAAUGGGAAGCGGCCGCUUCCCAUAACUUCAGCUCAAUCCUUUAUCUUAGAAUUUCCCUUUCCCAAUUAGUGUUCUGAUGAAAAUGUUUGAAUUGUAUUACCAGUCCCGAAUGGGAUUGCAUUGUAAGUACAAUAUAUUUGUCUUCUGUCUCUCUCCAUUAUUCCAAUUAUAAUAGUUGUGCUUCUGGCAAAACUGGAUUCCUUUCAGUCUGCUGAGAUUUUUUUUACUCCAUUGCAGCUCCACCUGCAGAAUGCAAGAGAUUCAAACCCCACUAAUCCAGAAGAAAAGUUUGGACUUGAAGAGAAGUGGGCAUAUUUUGUCUAAUUACUUACACAGCUUCACUAAAUGUAUGAAAUGUACAUAUUUAUACAUUUUUGAGUUCUGAUUUUACUCCAGCCUUUCCUAAAUGGUCAGCUGCAGUGCAAUAAUUUAGUUCUAUAGGUUCUAAUAGGUCUUAGCAACUUGCACAUUGAAUAAUCUUGGCUCAGAUGAAGAAUGAACAAUCAUCAAUGCUGAGGCUGAACUGUCCUCUUUUUAACCAUUUUGUUGAGUUAAUUGGACAGCAAUUGGGAGAGGGCUGUCUGGAAAUAUUUUUUCAAUGCAACUGGGCUAGGAAAUCAAGAGCAAUUGUAAUUCCUUCUCGAGCUGAAAUGCUUGAAAUCAGUGCUCCUUAUUAAUUAAUGGAUUUGAUUUACUAAUGUGAUAUUUAGAAUGUCUACUUUGUCUCCAGUGUUGCUAUUGAUAAUGAAAUUGUUUAAUAAGAAACAACAUUAGAUGGGCUUUCUAAUGCAUUUAAGUCUUAAAAUAGAAUUAUAUUUUGACAAAAAACAUUGAAUUCCAAAGAUGGUUGGAUUUUAAAAAGUGAACUCAUUUCAACUCUGGCUGUGAUUUUUGAGAAAAUAAAAAUUUAAAAUUUAAACCUAUGAAAGCUUUCUUAUUCAGAACUUCGGGAAUGUUUUAGCUAUUUCAUGGUCUGCUAAAUUACAUGACAAUUCUUACAAUUGAGAAAGAAUGUCUUCAGAGGAGAACAUUUCUUUUGUCUGUGGAAUCUUCUCUUUUUAAGAACCAUUUGUUUAUUCCCAAACUACCAAUCAUUCUCCAUGUUGCAAAUUGGCUUUACAAAUGUAAAAUAUAUAUAAAACAUUCUGUAGGAAUGAUUUCGGUUUAUGGCCUAAAGAAAAUCUACUGCUUUAAGGAUUUAUUUAAUUGAAGGCAUGAUUAUGAAAACUUAAUUAAUUUUAGUUUAGAAUAUGUACUCUUCAGGCAGUAGAGAAAUUUACUAAAAUGAUUUUGUCAGUAUUUAGCAUACAUUUUUGUCAGCAAAUUAAUGGUGUUGCU